GUCCAGCUGGAGCAGUGAUGGGGAAAAAUAAAGCUGUAAACCUCCCUUUGCACAAAUGUGACUUGUGUGAGUUUGCUACAAAAAAUAUCUACAUUUUCAAGCGGCAUAGGGUAAGAUGCAAAAAAGAACGCAAAAAGACAAAAGGGAAAACCAAGUCUGCUGUCCCAAUGUUUGCCUCAGCAGCUACUGCAAAGGGAAUCACCAUUUCUAGAAUACGACCUAAAGAAAGUACAGCAUCUGACAGCCAUGCUACACCAAAGUCUACAGAUGGAAAAAGCAGUGAGAGCCAGAGCCUAGUGCCAGGGAAGGCCAAGAACAGGUCCUACUACUGCUCGGAAUGUGGAUUUAGCACGGGGAAAUCAAGAACCUUUCUUUUUCAUCAAGUAGAGGCUCACACUUACAACAUGAGCAUUUUUACCUGUGCUUACUGUGAGUACUGUUCAAGGUUUAAACAGAAAAUAAAGAAACAUGUUCAAAUGGUGCACAAGACAGAUAUUGAUUCUGCAGACAUUGAGACUUUGUAUGAGGCAAAAAGUAAUGUCAAGACCCCUAUGCCUAAAUUGGUAACAAGCAAAUCUCAGGACUCUUUAGAGGGACUCCCAACCAUGGUAAAAGCAGAAAGAAGCAACAGAGUUGCUGCAGUGUCCAAAGGAACCAUAACAAAUUCAGUAGACAUGGAUAUUUAUAUAGAGGAAGUAGUCAGCUCAACUGGUCAUGUUAACUUUAAAUGUAGGAAGUGUGCAUUCAAUAACCCAGACAGAGGCUUUGUACAGAAACAUGUUAACUCUAGUCACUUGAAUGCCAAACAGUUUUCCUGCACCUUGUGUGACUUUAAAACAACAAAGAAAAUUGAGUUUUUUGCCCACAAGGCUGAGCAUGGCAAUGCAGGAGACCAGUCCACGAAGGUCCAGACACAAAACACUGAUGCAAUGGCCAGUGUGCCCAGCCAGCAGUGUGAAAUGGAGUAUUCAACUUACUAUGAAGAAACUGGAGCCUCUGGUGAUGGUGGGUAUGAGCAAGCUUGCCACACAGAACACAGUGAAGGUAUGAGGCAGACUAAAUCUUCAGCCUACCAGUGUUCUGAGUGUGACUACAGUACAGACUUCAAGCCCAAUUAUGAGAGACAUCGCAAUAACCACACCAACUCUUUUGCCAACAAAUGCAAUUUCUGUUCAUUUUCCAGUGAUAAUGAUAGGGCAAUCAUUAGGCACAUGGCAACCAGUCACUCCAGCAUACAUGAGGACAUCACUGUAGUGAUUCCUCAUGCUCCUGAGGAGGAGGAUGAAGCAGCAGUGGAAAUAGACACUACCAGAGGAACAAUUGACCAAUCAAAUCAUGGAGCAAUGGACCAGCCACAGGUAGAGCAGAUGGAGUAUGAAGUGGAUGAUAGUCGAGAAGUGACUCCAAACUCAGUAGGAAGUGACCCAAAAGAACAUGUGGUGGCCAAAUAUAGUUACAAACUUCAAGCACCUGAUGGAACUUAUGCAUGUCCUUGGUGUGGCUUGAAGUAUAAGAGAUCUUGGGACUUGGAUAGACAUAUGAAGUUAAAGCACAAUAAAAGGAUGAGAAAUCAUUUGCUGCAGAUGUUACAAGAGGAGCAGAAUGAUAGUCUGGAAGCAAUGGAGGAUAUGUCCUACCACUCUGAUUCAUCUAACCUAAACAGCAGUGAUUUAUCUAAUCAACAAUCCUUCACAGCAGAGGACCUAAAAUGUCAACAGUGCAGUUUUGUAGGAAAACUGCCAAGUGAUGUUAAGAGGCAUUCUGCAGUCCAUUCUAUGGAGAAGAGGUAUAAAUGCCCAGAGUGCUCCAAGCAAUAUAAAUAUGUUGGAGAUUUAAAUGUUCAUCUUAGACGUGAUCAUAAAAUGGAACCUUCAAAUGUACCUAUCUUGAGAGUUCCUAUGGUGCCCAACAGGAAGUCUUCUCCAGCCAUGUUCAAAUGCCCUUCCUGUUCCUUCGCAUCACCAUGGAAAUCUGAGGUGGACCGUCAUUCAAGAAAGCAUAAAGAUAGCAAGCCUUUUCGUUGUAACUACUGCAAAUAUCAAACUCACUGGAAAGGGGAUAUCAGAAGACAUAUGUUUAAGCAUCAUCCAGCAGUCAUGACUGGUGGUGUCAAAAUUGAGGAGGUCAUUACUAUCCUAGAGAACAAAAUCAAAGAAAAGGGAGGUCGCUCUAGCCAAAUGGAUGUUGAUAGUGAAGAUGGGAAAUACGCAGAGGACUUGUCGGAAAACAAUGACUCCAAUCUUUCAGAUCCGAGCAUGCAGAGUGACAUGUAUGGACAUUUGGAUAACGAUAAUGAAGAAAGUAAUAUCAGCUCUAACACAGAAAAUUCAUUUGGAAAUGAUGGAACAAAUUCAAGAGAAAACUCCAGAAGUGUAUCUCCAUCCCCUUCCAAAGAUACUGUAUUCAAGUGUGAAUACUGUCCUUUUACAACCAAUGCUCCUUCUAAGCUAUCGGCUCAUGUUUCAACUCACACCAAUUUAAAGCAGUACAUGUGUCCUGUAUGUGGAAGGAGGGCAAACUGGAAGUGGGAUAUUCGUAAACACAUAAAGCGGGACCAUCCAGAGAGCAGUCUGGAUGUUGUCAAGAUGAGUGAGCAAGAAGCAGAGGCUACUAUCAAAUCUUAUAUGGACACUAUGCCUGUGGUCAGGAGAGAACACCAUUUAAAUUAUGACCCAACAGCCAAAGAGAGCAAGAAAGAUGCAGAGGCACUGAGUCCCAAGUGGAAAGGAUACAAAUGUGCAGCAUGUGGCUUCAAAUCCAGUAUGCGGUGGACUGUAAGCCGACACAUCAGAACGGUUCACAAUGGCAAGGCUAUUGAUAUUGUUUAUCAUGGAGGUGAUGAAAAAGGCAAGAACAACAAAUCUGAUAACUCUACAGAUUUACCCAGCACUUCAAAUAACAACAGACAAUCAACAGAGAAAAGCGAUAAACCCUACAUGUGUGCUGAGUGUGGAAAGAAAUGUGCCUUCAAAGCAGAUAUAAAAAAGCAUUAUCAUUACAUUCAUCCAUACAUGGAUGUCAAGAUAAUAUAUAUUGAAGGAUCCAGUGGCACAUUGCUGUCUCCUGAGGACCUAAAACCAAAGUCACAGAACAAACUGGUGAAACUGUCCAAAGUGAAUCCUGCUGAGGCACACAAACCAUUCCGCUGUGGAGAGCCUAAUUGUGAGAAAAGAACUAACAGUCAGGGAGACAUGAAAAGGCACUAUAGCUUUAUACACCCUAACAUGGAAGUUAAGAUAUACUACAAAAAUGAAACAACUCGUAGGAAUAUUGAUGAACCUCUGAGUGGAAAGUCUACACCAACUCCUACAAACAAACCACUAGUAUCUGCUAACCCUAAGGUGUUUGGCUAUAUUAAACCAUUCAAAUGCUCUGCUUGUGGCCAUCGGUCAAACUGGAAAUGGGAUUUGAACAAACACAUGAGAAUGAAACAUCCCAACAUGCAUGCCACAGUUAUUACAAUGGAUGAGGAUGAAGCCAAGAGAACUUACCAUGACUACAUGAGACAGCUAGCAGCAGCUAACAAUGCUAACCAAAAUAAAUCAGUAGAAAAACCAAAAACACCAGAGAAGGAGAAAUAUCACAGGGAUAAAAUGCCUUCAAGAAGUGUUUUCAAGCAGUUUAAAUGCUCAGCUUGUCCAUACAGGUCCAACUGGAGAAGUGACCUGGUUCGCCAUAUUAAAAGGAAACAUGGAGUUGUCAGAGCAAAAAUAAUUCUUCUUGGUACUGAAGAGGCCAAAAAAUCACUGACAGAAUAUGAGUAUAAUCCACGAUUCCGUCGAAAUACUAUGAAGACUUUGGAGAAAAAAGAUUCAGGUAGGAUUUGGAAAUGCGCCAGAUGUAAAUUCACCAACAAAGACAAACUUCUGGUCAUUAAGCAUCUGUCGUCCCAUGGAGUAAAGGCUUACAAAUGCAAUGAGUGCCACUAUGCAACAAAUUAUAGGAGCUCAGCUUUCAGGCACAUUAAGGCAAAACAUGGUACAGAAAAUAUGUCAGUAUGUAAAGUUUCUAUAAAGUACAUCAGAGACUUGAAAGCAGAAUGCGAUGUUGCAAGAGAAGAGGACAACAACUCUGAAAAAGUGGAAGAGGAAUCCGAGGAAAGUGACUAUUUGUCCGAUGAUAAGGAGGAUACUAUGAGGUACAUUGAAUCAUUUAGAUGCAAACUUUGCACAUUUCAAGCCAAUUGGAGGUCUUCAGUUUGUCGUCACAUUCGUCAGACUCAUAAAACAAAGGAUUACUCUAACUUGAUAGAUGUUGUUCACAAAUUUUAUCAGUCAGAGGAGAAGAAACGGACAAGCUCCUCUUCCUCUGAUAAAAUGCAGCCACCCAAAGAUGAUCUCUUUAAGCAACCAAGUGACCCUAAGAAACACAAGUGUGGCAUUUGUCCUUACAGGACAAGUAAACCAAAUCUGCUUCAUUUCCACGAGAGUUGUCACAAACCACAACCAGGGAUUCUACAGGAGAAGUGUAAAUUCUGUCCUUAUUAUGUCGUUGCAAAACGUCUGCUACAUCAACAUAUGCGGCUCCAUCUUCAGGACAUGUACCUGAGACAGAAGGAGGCUGCCAACAUGAAGUCCACACCCACCAAGAAAAUGUCAAUGUUUCCACCCCAGUCACCAAGUGGAACACCAAAACGUUACAAGUGUAACAUAUGUCCAUACACAACUAACAGCAAGAAUGAUUUCCUUUACCAUAAACAGUUUCAUCGCCAGAGGUCCACCUCUGAGUUUAAGUGUGAUUACUGUGACUAUUGGGUAACACACAAGAGGCUGAUUAACCAACAUAUGAGGAUGCAUGAGGCAGCUGGGCAUUCUCCGGGAAAUGCAAGCCCUGUGUCAUCCUCACCUUGCAAGUCUGACAUAACAGAAUCGAGUGCCAUACAAGACACAGUCACAUUAGCCAUGUACAAGCAGCGCAUGAUCUCAUCUAAGAUUACUCCCAGUAUUUCACAAAAGCCAGCCAUGUCACCAAUGAAAAUUGCAUGUUCUGUUGGUAAUAGGCCUGGGUAUGCUCUGAAAAAUGGUGUAUAUAGGAAGAUGCACACAUGUGACAAGUGUCCCUACAUGAAUCUACGUUUGCGAAACCUUCGUCUUCAUCAACUCAUGCAUGGAUUUAGGAAGUCCAAAAACCUUUUGCUAAAGUGCCCUCAUUGUGAUUACUAUGUGGGAUCCAAAGGUCUUCUAUCACACCACCUUAAGGUACAUCAGCCAAGCUACAGAGCAGACACAUCUAUGGACCUUUCACUGGAGCUGGAGAAUGGAGAGGAGAGUGCCCCUGUAAUGGAGGAAAUGGAAGAGUCCAGUUCAGAUGUGGGAGACAUUUCGUAUGACAAUAAAGUGGACACGCUUUACGAAAUUGCAAGAUGGAAAAAGUACAGUUGUGAGAAAUGUCCAUAUGCCAGUGCAAAAAAGUCUCACUAUGAGCGCCAUGUUGCUCUGCAUGGCAGUAAGCAGAGAUGCCAGUGUCUGUACUGUGACUAUAGUGUACCCUCAAACAACCUUUUGAAUCAACACCAGAAGCUUCAUAUGACCCCUAACCAGAAUCUUCUGGCUGUGCAAUCCCUCUCUAACCUCCAAAUGUUGUCUGAGGUUCCAGCAGAUGUUGCUUUAUCUAGUGCCCUGCCUCCCUUGGACAAGAAAGGAACCUUCUCUGUUAGCGUUACACAUGAUCACAUGGACAUGUAUGAAAACUCACCUGAGCUAGACAUAGAGCCAAAGAAAUUGUACCGAUGUGACAGAUGCCCUUAUGCCAAUGUCAGACGAGACCAUCUUCUAGCUCAUUUAAAAUUUCAUAUGAUCAAGAGUGAACUUGCCUGUCCAUAUUGUGAUUACUCUGUGUCCAAACAACAUCUACUUACACAACACAUUGGGGUUCAUUUUUGCCCUUUGCCAGAGCUCUCAAGCUGGCUGGCACAGAAUGGUGAGAUUGACCGAGUCAAACAAACCAAAAAUCCGGAUCUCUCCGAAGCAUUAUUUGUGGCAGAACUCUAUCGUGCUGAUGGCUGUGGGAAGGCAAACUUGGAGGAUACUGGCAGUGAGGAUAAUGAGAAAACUUCAGAGGCAAUCAAAGGUGAGAAAGAAACAGAUAAUUCAAUUGAGGAAAAUGGUUCUGCAUCUAUUGAAGAAAACACUACGAAGUUUGCUACAAAUGAGAGCAGUAUUGAAAAUGUUGACAAGAAACCUACAGAGCCUGAUCAGAUGGAUGACAACAAGACAGAAAAUACUAAAGAGAUGGCUAAUGUGACAGAGAAUGAACCAGAGACAAUUCAGCUGGAGGAGAGACCUGAGAUGUCCCAGACUGAACCAGAGACAGCCAAGACUGAAAUGGAGAAUUACGAGUACAUCUGCCAAUACUGUGAAAGAGAGUUUUCAACAUCUGAUAUCCUUGUUAAACAUGAAAUGCAACACUUAGUGGGAAACAACUAUGAGGAAUACAUGACACAAGUUCAAAUGUUGGCAGAACUCAGUGAUGCAGAAGAAGAAGAUCUUCUUGGAGAAGAGAUGUCAGAUGUGGAGAUGAUGGAAGACCAGGAGGAGGAUGAAGGGGCAGACAGUGUGAUGGAUGAUGGACAUGAAGAAGUUGAUGAUGAGGUAUCCUUCAAGAAAGACUCCACUUUGGAUAGUAUAGACGACAUUUAUGAUGAUGCUGAUAUGAAAGAAGAGGAAAAAAGCAAUGAAGAGGAAGAAGAAGAGAUGGUGGGUGAAAAAACUGAAGACAUAAAUGAAGAGGAGAAAGAAGACAGUGGACAGGGUGGAGAAUUAUAGUGGUGGAUGAUGUAUUAGUGGCUGAAGGUACAAGAGCAUCAAGUUCUAUCUGUCCCUGAACAAUGAGUUGUAAAUGAACUCUGUAAUUGUUAACUGUACGUAGAGGAAUGGAAAAGAAGUGAAAUUCUGUUGUAUUAAAAAAAAUGUUUUAUUUAAAAAUGUAAAACUUAAAACAUUUGAACAAAAAAAAAAUGUAAUAAUUAAAAUGACUGUGUUUAAAUGCAAUAUAUUCUUUGCCAGCACCUGGUGCUUGUUAUACAAUAUUUACAUUUGAAAAUAUCUGUAUAUAAAUUAAUGAGGAUGUACUUUGUAAGUACAAGUAUUUUUAUUUUGUGAGUGAUUUGCUUCCAGCAAUUCCAAUGUGAAGAUGUGAUCAAAUAUUUGUAUGCUAUAUUUAUUUAGUCGUGAUUUUUUUUGUCUUACCACAAGUAAAUACUGCUUCAUAUUGUAUGUUAAUCAAGAGUUCUUUCUUAGAUUCAUAUUAAGUAGCCUUAAAGUUUGAUGCAGUGUAAUGAAAAGUAAGAUUUUCUCUGGCAAAAAUGUGAAGACCUUGUAAAAAUUUUUUUUAACCCAAUCAAAAUCAAUUUUACAGUCCAGAACAUUACUUUUCCUAAUUUUCAAUGAUUGAAUGUGACUGUAAAAUAAAAUGUACACUUUUUUUGAAAAUGAACAAAUGGAACUUUAUUAAAGUAAGUUAUAAAGAGGAUAAAAAAUGAUUCGAACAACGUGUUCCUAAAUAUGAAAGUGCAUGGUCAUUGAUUCAUAAAGAGAUUGAUACAUGUAAUGAUAUUUAACACACAGCAUGGAAUCUACCUGGGCUGGGUUUCAGAUAAAAAAAGAAGUACAGUUGUUAUAGCUUAUUUGUUUCUUUUACAAGGACUGAUACUUUUUUUUUUAAAUAAGUAUUAUGCAUUCAUUUGUAAUCAGUGUUUUUUUUUUUUUUUAAUUUUUUUUAUGAAAAUUAUGCAGUGAAUAUUUGAGUUGUCUUUCUUACUAUAUUUUUCAUAUGAUGGAUUUUUUUGUGCAU
Molecule: messenger RNA, 7791 nt
Organism: Saccostrea echinata
Lineage: Eukaryota; Metazoa; Mollusca; Bivalvia; Ostreida; Ostreidae
Product: zinc finger protein Xfin-like
Exons: 2
Coding region: 18-6764 (2248 amino acids)
Biological process (GO): regulation of transcription by RNA polymerase II
Cellular component (GO): chromosome
Molecular function (GO): chromatin insulator sequence binding
Source: RefSeq, a predicted model, not a curated record